AUGUCUGAGAGCCUCGUCUACAAGGGAGCCUUGGUCGGCCACAAGGGCGAUGUCACCGCCAUCGCCACCUCGUCCGAGAACCCGGACAUGAUCUUGACCGCCUCGCGCGACAAGACCAUCAUCAUGUGGUCCCUCACCCGUGACGAGUCGUCGUUCGGCUACCCCAAGCGCAUCCUCCACGGUCACAACGGCUUCGUCUCGGACGUCGUCAUCUCGUCCGACGGCCAGUUCGCCCUCUCGUCGUCGUGGGACAAGACCCUCCGUCUCUGGGACCUCAACACGGGUCUGACGACGCGCCGCUUUGUCGGCCACACCUCGGACGUGCUCUCGGUCUCGUUCUCCGCCGACAACCGCCAGAUCGUCUCGGGCUCGCGCGACCGCACCAUCAAGCUCUGGAACACCCUCGGAGAGUGCAAGUUCAACAUCACCGAGGACGGUCACUCCGAGUGGGUCUCGUGCGUCCGCUUCUCGCCCAACCCCAUGAACCCCGUCAUCGUCUCGGCUGGAUGGGACAAGGUCGUCAAGGUCUGGGAGCUCUCCAAGUGCAAGCUCCGCACGAACCACUUUGGCCACACCGGCUACAUCUCGACCGUCACCGUCUCUCCCGACGGUUCGCUCUGCGCUUCGGGCGGCAAGGACGGCAUCACGAUGCUUUGGGACCUCAACGAGGGCAAGCACCUCUACUCGCUCGAGGCCGGAGACGAGAUCCACGCCCUCGUCUUCUCCCCUAACCGCUACUGGCUCUGCGCGGCGACUGGAUCGGGUGUCAAGAUCUUUGACUUGGAGUCGAAGUCGGUCGUCGACGAGAUCCGCCCCGAGGUCACCCCUACCAAGGACGGCGCCCUCCCCGUCGCUACCUCGCUCGCCUGGUCGCCUGAUGGCUCGAACCUUUUCGCGGGGUACACGGACUCGCAGGUCCGCGUGUUCGGAGUGUCGUCUUUCUCUUCCUGA
Messenger RNA from Rhodotorula toruloides NP11, 951 nucleotides. Its product is annotated as G-protein complex beta subunit. Gene Ontology annotation, cellular component: nucleus; cytosol. NCBI's taxonomy places the organism in Eukaryota, Fungi, Basidiomycota, Microbotryomycetes, Sporidiobolales, Sporidiobolaceae. Gene Ontology annotation, molecular function: ribosome binding; translation regulator activity; protein kinase C binding. The record is from RefSeq and is a predicted model, not a curated record. Gene Ontology annotation, biological process: rescue of stalled cytosolic ribosome; positive regulation of protein phosphorylation. The transcript is spliced from 6 exons. The coding region runs from base 1 to 951 and encodes 316 amino acids.